AAGAAGAAUGAUUUGAGGCGUGAUUUGUUGUCACUCCUUUGGUGAAUAGUCGCCAGCAUUUCCAUUUCAAUUUCCUUCCUCGUACACGCACUCUCGCUCUUUCUUCUUCUUCUUUUCUUCCUUCAAACUACAUUUUUGUUUUUCAAUCACAAAUAAACUUACUUCACUUACUUCCUUUUAACCCAUUUUAAUUUUCGAUCUAUAAUCAAAAACAGCGACACCCCUUUUGAUCCACAGUAAUGGGUGCCGCCGACGAAGAAUAUGAUUACUUGUUCAAGUUGGUUUUGAUCGGUGACUCCGGUGUUGGAAAGUCCAACCUUUUGUCUAGAUUCACCCGAAAUGAAUUCAACUUGGAAUCCAAAUCCACCAUCGGCGUUGAAUUCGCUACUCGCAGUGUUCGUAUUCUUGACAAACUUGUCAAAGCCCAGAUUUGGGACACUGCUGGUCAAGAAAGAUAUCGUGCAAUCACAAGUGCUUACUACCGUGGAGCCGUUGGUGCACUGCUUGUGUACGAUACUACAAGGCACGUGACAUUUGAAAACGUGGAAAGAUGGUUGAAGGAGCUUCGAGAUCACACCGAUGCCUACGUGGUAAUCAUGCUUGUAGGAAACAAAGCAGAUCUUCGACACUUGCUUGCUGUGUCCACGGAAGAAGCCACUGCAUUUGCAGAGAAAGAAAACAUAUAUUUCAUGGAAACCUCUGCGCUUGAGUCAUUGAAUGUGGACAAUGCUUUUGUUGAAGUGCUCACUCAAAUAUACAAUGUUGUGAGUAGGAAGACACUUGAGAAAACGAAUGACUCUGCAUCUUUGUCUAAGGGAGAGACCAUCAAUAUUGGUAGUAAAGAUGAUGUUUCUGAGUUUAAGAAGAGUGGAUGCUGCAGCACUGCAUAGUUUGAAUUGAAAGAUAUAUACAUUAGAAGAGGAAGAUCUUAGUUACAGAGCAAAAUAGAAUGCUGAUGAUUCAACUAAACUUUUAUCAUUUUGGGAUCCAUAUGAAAUGUUCUGAUAUUUGAUACCUUUUUUUUACCAGUCAACAUUUUACAUUUCUCCUAUUUGUUGUGGGAUGUUCAUUAUUUUGUGGUGUGUUUUUGUUUGCUGAGAUAUAGGAUUUUGUCUCAUGGGCCCAUUAUUGUUAUAAUUCAGGUGUUGUUACAUUCAAAUUUCUACCUUGAUGUGUCUUUUGGCUUGUGUGGCAAUAUGGUGAACUCUCAUGAGUCAUGUCAUGUUAGUGUAAAAUUAAUGUGAAAAUGAGACAUUUAGUGUCA
Molecule: messenger RNA, 1264 nt
Organism: Cicer arietinum (chickpea)
Lineage: Eukaryota; Viridiplantae; Streptophyta; Magnoliopsida; Fabales; Fabaceae
Product: ras-related protein RABA1f-like
Molecular function (GO): GTP binding; GTPase activity
Source: RefSeq, a predicted model, not a curated record